Molecule: messenger RNA, 5101 nt
Organism: Labrus mixtus (cuckoo wrasse)
Lineage: Eukaryota; Metazoa; Chordata; Actinopteri; Labriformes; Labridae
Gene: cdk13
Product: cyclin dependent kinase 13
Exons: 14
Coding region: 31-4275 (1414 amino acids)
Biological process (GO): protein phosphorylation; positive regulation of transcription elongation by RNA polymerase II; transcription elongation by RNA polymerase II
Cellular component (GO): cyclin/CDK positive transcription elongation factor complex; nucleus
Molecular function (GO): ATP binding; RNA polymerase II CTD heptapeptide repeat kinase activity; cyclin binding
Source: RefSeq, a predicted model, not a curated record
GGGAGGGGGGGGUUUAUAUCGUGUAGUUAAAUGCCUAAUUCAGAGGUGCUUCGGGAGGGUCGGGGUCGGAGCCCCUCUAACAGGCAGGACAGCAGGCGGGUGAAGCCGGGGAGCGGUGCUGCUCAGCGGGACAGGCACCGGGAGAAGAGGCGGUCGUCGGCGUCCAGGAGGAAGAAACGCAGACAGGCGAAGGAGAGGGGCUUGUUAGGUGCAGGUGCAGCAGACGGCCCCGGGAAAGACCGAAAAAGCACUUUUGAACGAGAGGCUGAACUUCGGACAUUGGUAGAGUACGACGACGUGAGCUCCCAGUCGGAGCGGUUUUCAGGCAGCCCCUCUCCCAAACUUGACCCCCACGCUGACAGCCUCUCAGCGGACCGACUCAGCGAUGUUGACUUCGGGGAGUACAACGGACCAGCAACCCCGGAGAGAAGCCACACGAGAGACAGGGAGGCUGUGUGUGUUGGCAAAGACGAACAAACAAGAGGACCAUCUGACAGGAGCAAGGAGAAGGAGUCAGGCCGGAAAAAGGACCGCCAGAGCCGGGAGAGAGACUCCUCAAAGGCGAGGAGCGCAGUCGGUCUUAGUGGGUCUAAGAAUCACAGAGACACUACAAGAAGCAGUGACAGAAAUGGUAAAAGGACAUCUACAUCUCUAUCCUCACAAUCUGCAGAUAAGAAGGAUCCAAAAAGACACAGGAGUAAAACAAGAUCUGACAAGGAGCCCCCAUCUGCAUAUAGAGAUGCUCCACAGUCUUACAGAGAUGACCGUGAAGACCUCAGGACAUACAGGAGAAGUCCUGGUUUGAAAGCAGAAAGUCCCUAUGGGACGUCUUAUUCCUACAGCUACCAGUCUCCUGGUGGUUAUAACCAGCAAAUAUCUAGAAGAAGUCCAACUUAUGGAAGCAAAAGACUGUCUCCCACUUCCACGUAUUAUGGUCGGGAUGCAGAUGUGUACGGAGCGUAUGGUGUGACAAAGUCUCCCAGUUCAUACUCCAGCAACAAAAGGAAGAGGUCACCCACGAGCCCUGUGAACUAUCGCAGGUCCCCAAGUUAUGGACGACAUAGUCCCUACGAGCAAGGCGAGUUUGGUUCAAGCCCUUAUGGGAACCGGAGGAGAUCAAGAAGUCCCUACAGGAAGUCGCUGAGCCCAAGUCCAGAUGUCAGGCGAUCUGCUAGGUCACGUAGCAGAAGUCCGUAUACAUCCUCAAGGCAUUCGCGUUCACACAGCCAUCACAGACACUCGCGUUCCCGCAGUCGCCCCUCCAGCCUCUCACCUAGCACGCUCACCUUCAAAACCAGCCUUGCUGCCGAACUUAGUAAGCAGAAAAAAGCCAAAGCAGCAGAAGCAGCUGCCAAGGCCAAGAACGCCAGCAACGCAUCUACUCCAACCAAGGGUCCCUCAUCUGCUCCUCAGCCCAGCCCCAAGUCCAAUCACUCUUCCAGGAAGGGUCGCCCUCCCUCCCCACCACAGCCGGAGAAAGGUCCCAGGACUCCCACAUCCAGCCAGCCUCAGUCCCCCUCUGACAGGUCGACCAAGAGGGCAGCAGAGCACCAGACCAGCAGGGACAGAGACGUCAAGGGGAAAGACGACUCUGUACAUCGGGACAAAAGGAAAGCGUUAUUAUCUGGACAGAUCAAGGACAAGGAAAGAGCCAAUGUCCCACUCCUGUCUGCUCUAUCAUCCCUACCGCUGCCUCAAACAGUUCUUGAGCACAUGGAUAAAGGAGACAGCUUGAAGGACAGCUUACUCUCAGGAAAGAAAAAGUCAGAGAGAAAAGCCCGUCAGCUGCUUACUGACCUGCCUCUGCCGCCUGAACUUCCUGGUGGCACGUCUUCCCCGCACAGCCCACCUGACGACAAAAAGUCUGGAACAAUUCGUAGACGACCCAAAAUUUGUGGCCCACGAUAUGGAGAGAUUAAAGAAACGGAGAUAGAUUGGGGGAAACGCUGUGUGGACAAGUUUGAGAUCAUUGGAAUCACGGGGGAAGGCACCUACGGUCAGGUGUACAAAGCUAAAGACAAGGACACUGCUGAGAUGGUGGCUUUGAAAAAGGUUCGACUGGACAAUGAAAAGGAGGGCUUCCCGAUCACGGCCAUCAGAGAAAUUAAGAUUUUGAGACAACUCAACCACAAGAGUAUCAUAAACAUGAAGGAGAUUGUCACGGACAAGGAGGAUGCUCUAGAUUUCAAGAAUGAUAAAGGUGCUUUCUAUCUGGUAUUUGAAUACAUGGACCACGACCUGAUGGGUUUGCUCGAGUCUGGCCUGGUCCAUUUCAACGAGAGCCACAUCAAGUCUUUCAUGCGACAGCUGCUGGAGGGCCUCGAUUACUGCCACAAGAAGAACUUUCUGCACAGAGACAUCAAGUGCUCCAAUAUUCUGCUCAACAACAAAGGUCAAAUAAAGCUUGCAGACUUUGGUCUUGCUCGGCUGUAUAACUCAGAAGAGAGUCGUCCAUACACCAAUAAGGUGAUCACACUGUGGUACCGCCCCCCAGAGCUGCUUCUGGGAGAAGAGAGGUACACGCCGGCGAUCGAUGUGUGGAGCUGCGGAUGCAUUCUGGGAGAACUGUUCACAAAGAAACCAAUAUUUCAAGCCAAUCAAGAGCUCGCUCAGUUGGAGCUAAUAAGCCGAAUAUGUGGCAGUCCGUGUCCUGCUGUGUGGCCAGACGUGAUCAAACUUCCUUUCUUCAACACCAUGAAACCAAAGAAACAGUACAGGAGGCGGUUACGAGAGGAGUAUUCUUUCAUCCCUCCCUCUGCCCUGGACCUGUUUGACCACAUGUUGAACCUGGACCCCAGCAAACGCUGCACAGCUGAACAAGCGCUGGGCAGCGAGUUCCUGAAGGACGUGGACCCCGACAAGAUGCCCCCACCAGAUCUCCCACUGUGGCAGGACUGUCACGAGCUGUGGAGUAAGAAACGUCGGCGGCAGAAGCAGGUCCCAGAGGAGCUGGCGGCCCCCAAGGCCCCACGUAAGGAGCUGGGCCUUGACGACAGCCGCAGCAACACCCCUCAGGGCUUUCCUGCUGCUGGAGGUGUCAAAGCUCAGAAUGCAGCAGCGUCUGCACUGCUCGACGCAAAGGGUCCAAACUCCCAGCUAACCCAGGAGCAGCUGGCGGUCCUGCUGAACUUCCUCGGCCAGCCGAAAAGCGCCGUCAACACGGCCCAGUUUGUCCAGUCCAUGAGCACCAAGGUCAAUCAGGAAACAUUACAGCAGCUGUCCAAAGCUCUCGCUCCGUCUGACCCAACUGAGCCUCCGCCUCAGCCUACACCCACCAAGCCCCCGCAGCCCCCAGCUCCUGCAGGAGUGCCCCGCACGCCACCAAUGCCCAAGCCUCCUUCACCCCCCAUGUCGGCACCAUCGGGUAAUCCAGAAGGAGAGGCCGCAGCAGCCACGCAGACGGCCAUGACGAUGCUUCUGGCUCAGCUCCUCCAGGCUCAGCAGGCUCCGAGGCAGGAAGCAGCUGAUGGAGCAGAAGGAGCGGAGAGUACCAACCCUGCAGGAGCAGCAGCAGCAGGAGGGAAGCUCCUACCCCCUGAAGUCAAACAGCCUCCAGAGCCCAGUCCAGUCUCUCCAGUGUCUGAAGUAGGCGGAGUAUCCAUCCUUCCACCAGACCAGAGACCACCUGAGCCUCCAGAACCACCUCCGCAUGCUGACCUGGACUACCGGCAGCCUCCACCUGAACCCCAGACUGGCCACGCCCCUCCUAUAGCUUCCGCAGGUGGAGGCGAUGGAGGGAGACCCCCUGAGCCGGACUACCCACCACUCCCUACAGCAGAGGGUCCAGGUUACGGGGGAGACUACAGCCACCCUCCUCCCCCACCCUUCACUCCUGCAGGGUUUGGGGAAGGCUACAUGGGUCACAUGAUGGGCGGUGGUCUGCCUCCUCACGCUCUCAGAGAAGUGUUCAGUGGACCCGGACAGGCCUCCGGCUCCUCGUCUGCAGCGGGAGUUCAAGCCCCUGCCAACCCAGACCCCUUCCCUCCAGGCGCCGGAGCCACCGGCCCCAGCAGCAUGGUGUUCGCGGGGGACAUAGAUCACCGUUUUAAGUACAAUCACAGCCCUUUACCUGUGGAGGGGCAGCCCAACCCCAGCGCUAUCCACCUGUACAACCACGCCAUGGCUAGAAAGGACAGCAUACCUCCUCCACCUAUCCAAGCACCAGGCCAGGCCUGGGGCUCACCCUCCCAGGUCGGGGCUCCACCACUACCCCUCGACUUUGUCCCACACGUGAACUCGACGGCAACAAUCAGAGGACGAGGCCUGCCUUUCUGAAAGACUGGAAAUAUGAAACACACAGUGAACAAAAGGCUGGAGGACUCAGAUUUGAUCCUGGAGCCUCUCAGGCCAGACCAGACGGAUCUGAAGAUGCACACUCAGUUUGUAAUAACUUAAAUCUGUGUAAGGCAUUGUGUUCCUCCUCAGUCUGGAAUGUGGAGUAUGUCGCAGAAGGAAAAAAACGCGGAGGAGCUUUUCUUGCUCAUACCAUUUUCAUAUUUUUUGUAAUCUAUUCUGCUGUCUUUUAAAUUAAACUUCUACCUUUUUUGAGUGUACAUUUAUCAGGCCCGGGUACAUUUUAAAAUCUCUACCUUAGCCUUUCUGUAACUGCUCCAGGGCAGAAUAGUAUUAAUGUUUUGCACUACUGACUGAAGUAGGCGGAAACUAUUUUAGCUACGAAAGGCAAUGGAUGAUGUGCUUUAUCUGCACAAUUAGGAUGACCAGUAAUGUAGUGUCCUCGUUUCUUUUUUUAUGGCCAUGAUUAUGUUGAAACAAUAAUGGCUCACUUGAUUGAGUUGAUGGCUUCGGUAUCGGCACAGGGGAGCUAUUUGAGGAAAAGGACUGUUAGUUCCACAGAGAGACUGUUAGCACUUGGAUGUCCGCAGCGAAUGAUGUGAUGGAGAAAAAGGCAGUUUUCACUUUUUAUUCCACACGCCGUUUUUGCCGGUAGGUGUUCUAAAAAUCAUGAGCAAAACGAAAAUAACCCAAGUUUAAAAAAAAAAAAAAAAAAGGAAGCUGACAUUUUUUUUUUUUUGUACUAAAAUGAUUUUGUCCCUCUCCCUCCUCCCUUUGGCAAAUGUUUAUUAAAGAAAUGCCAACAAUG